AUGGAUAGAAUCAAGAAUUACUUCAUCAGACCCUGGGAUUCCGACGCCAUGCUUAGUGUUACUCCUAUUUCAAGUGUCGUCAGACAACACCUUCUCAUGGUUUACUGCACAUUGUUCUACAGUUUUGUGUUCAUUCUAUCUGGAGCCGUUUCCCAUCUACUUUUCAACCAUGGAGGAUGGGUUUCAGCUUUUGGAUUCAUGGGAAGCGUGUGGUGGAUAUACAGAAUCAAGCCUUGGAGGGAGAUUCGCAGGGUCUUGCUUCUGAUGACAGCUUCAUAUUUCUCCGGGGCUACUCUCGGUCCUCUGAUUAACUUGAUCAUAGAGAUGGAUCAAAGAAAUAUCAUCAAGAUCAUCAUGGGAGGCAUUCUGUUCUUCAGUUGUUACUUAGGCGCGAUCAUCCAUAGUCUUGAACGGGCUGUUAUCUACCAACUCGGUGAAUAUUCCGCUCCCAUUCUCAUUGCCGCUUGGAUGGUCAUAUCCGACGCCUAUCCUGGCCUUUUCACGUACAUGUACUUAAUCCUUACGUGGCUUAUCAUUCACAUGAAUUUGUACAACCAACUCACCAUUUUCCGAGCAACACAUCAUCCCGAAGAAAAUUACUAUGUCAGCACCGCCAUCACUUUCUUCACCGAAUUCGCUAAACAUAUCAUCGAUCUUUUAAGACACACUAUCGAUGGUACAGUUACUUUUUCUUGGUAUCAUGGUCCGAAGAAUAAGGAUGCAUUCUGCGGCUGCGAGACAUUGAGUAACGCGUACUCCUGUAGUGAGGACAUAAUAGUGUUAGGCGUGAAGUGUACAACGGUCCCGAAUUUCUUGACUAACUUCGACCCAGUAUUUGAUUCGUUAACAUUGUUCGUUUUCGUGGACUAA
Molecule: messenger RNA, 870 nt
Organism: Cynara cardunculus var. scolymus (artichoke)
Lineage: Eukaryota; Viridiplantae; Streptophyta; Magnoliopsida; Asterales; Asteraceae
Product: bax inhibitor 1-like
Exons: 6
Coding region: 1-870 (289 amino acids)
Source: RefSeq, a predicted model, not a curated record